UUUGUGCGCAUUUUUUGGUUGAUUUAUUUAACAUUGCAUCGGCGAUUGCAUUCCUACGUACUCAUCUCUGGCAAUGUCUAUACGUCACUUCUGUCAAACGGAUGGACAAAAGUACAAAAUAAACAGCUAUGGAUGGAAGUCAAUCUAAAACAAGCGAUUCACAGUUCAUUUCGUUUCAAGAUUUUCCUUCGAUAAAUCAUGAAGGAAAUAUUGGUCAAGCACAACUGGAUGUGAAUACUUCUAGUCAUCAAGGUUUUAAUAACCUCUCAAACGAUCCUACGGGAAUUGGUAUUAUCGAAGAUCUUCAAGGAAUGCCCGAUAAAAGUGAAGCCGCAUCGCGUAACUUUUGGACAAUAGAGUAUUACCAGAAAUUCUUCAACGUAAAGACAGAUGACGUGGUAGAAAGAAUCAAAAGGUCUAUGUUUCCACAUGGCAGUGAUAAUUAUUUGAUAUCUCAUAUUAGACCAAAUCCAGAUCUUUAUGGUCCAUUUUGGAUAUGCGUUACGCUAAUAUUUUCUAUAGCCAUUAGUGGGAAUCUGGCUGAUUAUUUACAUACAGCUUAUUCAGGCAAAUAUCAUUGGAGGUAUGAAUUUCAUAUUGUGUCGUAUGCUGCCACCUGUAUAUUUUUGUACGCAUGGCUAUUACCACUUACGUUAUGGGGUGCACUGAAAUGGACCACUAGUUCAAGAAAUACAGAGGAGGAAUUAAUCGAGUCUUACGCAACACCUGGCCUUUUGGAACUUUUAUGUCUUUAUGGGUACUCUUUAGCCAUUUACGUUCCAGUAGCUUUUCUAUGGACAAUUCAAAUCGAAUGGUUACAAUGGAGUUUAGUUGCACUAGCGACUUUUUUAUCUGGAGGAGUAUUAUUGAGAUCUUUACUCCCCCUAAUAUCAGGAAGAUAUAGGAUAAUGUAUAUUGUGAUAAUUCUUGGGAUGCACCUUCUACUGGCAACAGGAUUUAUGCGAUAUUUUUUUCACGCACCAUCAAAGUCAUUUCCCAUAGAACACAUGGAAACGACCAUACACACGAUAGCAAUCGAGAAUGAUUCGCGUAAUAAUUCUGGCUAAUAAUGUUGCCAUUUAUUCGAUUAUAAUGGAUUUGGAUGCAUCUAUAUUUUAAAAUGAACUAUCGACGUUGUCGGCAUACUUAUUAGUUCCAGUAAAUACUGACUGAUAAAACGGAGCGGUACAGUUCGAAUAUGUUUGUUGGACGUUAAUUUCGUCUUCGUGCAAGUAGAUGUAGUAUUUAUACUAUACUUAUGAACAAAAAAUAAAUGAAAAUAACUAAAA
Messenger RNA from Bombus pascuorum, 1289 nucleotides. Its product is annotated as protein YIPF1. Bases 129 to 1067 code for a protein of 312 amino acids. Lineage: Eukaryota; Metazoa; Arthropoda; Insecta; Hymenoptera; Apidae. The transcript is spliced from 4 exons. Gene Ontology annotation, molecular function: small GTPase binding. Gene Ontology annotation, biological process: vesicle-mediated transport. The record is from RefSeq and is a predicted model, not a curated record. Gene Ontology annotation, cellular component: membrane; Golgi apparatus.